This is a messenger RNA of Procambarus clarkii (red swamp crayfish), 1715 nucleotides long. RefSeq names its product E3 ubiquitin-protein ligase Sce (gene Sce). Gene Ontology annotation, cellular component: PcG protein complex; ubiquitin ligase complex. The record is from RefSeq and is a predicted model, not a curated record. Gene Ontology annotation, molecular function: chromatin binding; ubiquitin protein ligase activity. NCBI's taxonomy places the organism in Eukaryota, Metazoa, Arthropoda, Malacostraca, Decapoda, Cambaridae.
GAUUGCUAUACGUAAACAGUCCCCGCGUCGCUCGCAGGAGGUCAGGUUUUCCUAAAUUAACUCUGUAGCACAGCUGGGGACAGAGUAGCGGAGGUAACACAAGGUGAAUUAAGCUCAUCCACUGCGAUCUGUUGUGACUGAAUUUGGAUGCUUGCUGUAAUUUCAAGACAUUAAGUUAUGGCAAUAUACUAGAUUGUAGUACUACCUUUUGGCAAGGAUUUCAAUAUAAGCCAGUCAUGACAACCACAGAGCAAAAUGCUGUCAAUAAGUCCUGGGAACUCUCCUUGUAUGAACUCCACAGAACACCACAAGAAGCUAUUACAGACAAUACGGAAAUUGCUGUUUCCCCACGAUCCCUUCACUCUGAACUCAUGUGCCCAAUAUGCCUCGACAUGCUAAAAAAUACUAUGACCACAAAGGAGUGCCUUCAUCGAUUCUGUCAGGAAUGUAUCAUCACAGCAUUAAGAUCUGGUAACAAAGAGUGUCCAACUUGCCGAAAAAAACUAGUAUCCAAGAGGUCAUUACGACCUGAUCCAAAUUUUGACACACUGAUUUCCAAGAUUUACCCUAGUCGUGAUGAAUAUGAGCAGCAUCAAGAACGAGUGUUUGCCAAGCUCAAUAAAAAUCAUAAUCAUGCUUCUCUGAUUACGUCAAUUGAAGAGGGCAUCAAACUUCAGAUCCAGAGUCGGCAGAAAAAUCGUAAAGCCAUGCAAGAUGAAGGCACUACUCCUACGCCCACUCCAUCAGCGCCCUCUACGCCUACCCCCAGUGAGCCCCCGAGUACUCCGACUACUACUAAUACUAGUAGUGCCAAUGCCACGACUCCCACAAGUGCUGCAGCCACUACAAAUACCACCACUCCAACAAAUGCAGCGUCUUCAACAAUAGGGCCAAGGAUGAAGAAACCACGAAGAACAUCUGAAAAUGAAUCGGGAGCAGGGUCCAGUAAUGAUGGCAACCCAGGUGAAGAGGCAGAAGGCCCUAGUGAAUCUGGUGAGAUUGAACUAGUGUUCAGACCACAUCCUCUUGAGAUGAACGAGGACAAUGAGCUUAUUAGAGAACUAAAGGAUUCUUCCAUACGCUACAUUAAAACAACCGCAAAUGCAACUAUUGAUCACUUAUCCAAGUAUCUUGCCAUGAGACUUACUUUGGCAAACCGAACAGGAGAACUAGAGACGGAACUUCCUUCAUCCCUCAAUAACUUCUGUAUAUACAUUGCACCAACACCAGAUCAGUACAUCGUUGUCGUUGGCUCGCUUACGUUAGAGCAAAUAAAUGAGAAAUACUGGAGAGUAAACAAACCUAUGGAAAUGUUUUACUCAUGGAAGAAAAAUUAGAGAUGAAAAGGACUUCAGAAAAAAAAUAUAUCCAAGAUAUUUCUUGCAAGACUUGUGGCACGAAUGUUCCGGAGAUCAAAAGUGUGCUCGGAGAGUUAAAAAUCUAAAGUCUGCCAAAUAUAUCUAAUUGUUGUUUUUGGGCUGCUGUUAGGUAUUGACAUUAUAAACUUUAGAUUCUGACAAAUCCUUGAUCAAAAAUAAUGUACAUAGCAAAUUUUUACCUUUUAUUUUAGGAUUAACACUCCUUCGUACAACUUGGAAUGAUGAAAAGUGUAUACAGUACAUGCCUGUGUAAAACACACAUGUUGGUUAUAUACAUAUACAGUACAUGGAUACAGCAUAUAUGUGUGUGUGUGUGUGUGUGUGUGUGUGUGUGUG